AUGACGGUUGAGCGUGAGUUUGAUCGAAAUGUUGAGGAUGUACAGUAUGAGAUCAGUCUGAAGGAGAUGGCUCGCAAGCUUCCAUUGCUACUCAAUGCAAUACUAUACUCAUGGUCAGUCGAUGGCAAUACCAACACGAAUGACAAAUGGUUAGUCAAGUUACCAAUAUUCAAAUACAGGUUACAAAGUUCAUUCAAUUGUGGAUUGGUCGCCGCAAGGAUGGCUAUUGAACAUUUGAUGGAUAGAGUGUACGAGGAGGCUGCCAUGGAUAUGUUGCAAAUGUCAAUCAAGAGGGGAUACUCUCGCGAGGGUGAGAUGUUCUCAGCAUUCGAUCUGGCCAGUAUAACAAUGGACUACUUUGGCAAUCCUAUAUUGGUACCAUAUGACGCAGAUAAGAAUUGGAGACCAUGUAUUCAGAAUGGACAUCGGCCACAUUGGGCCAUGAUCAUUGGGUUUGUGUUGCCAAUGUCCUCAAUGCAUCGUGGAGUCAUCAACAACAAUCAAUCAACAUCAUCAUCAAACAACAUAAUCAAUGUACAUUACUUCAAUUCCAAAGACAAGACAUCAUCGUCAUCACUACACUUCAUGGACACGAAUGACUCAAUAUCAAUUACACUUGGAAAUAAUGAUUAUGAUCAUGUGGACGACGCUUCAUCACUUCAAUCCAAAUCACAAUCACACUUGAGGCUUGAUCCUCGUGAUGUACUAUUAGUUUGCCAUCAUUCCAAGAGCAAGGUCACUGGGCUAUGGGAGUACAGUCUUUUGAAUGAAUCAAACUCAUCGCUUCAAGAACCAGAUCCAGCGCGUCUUGCUGAGAACCGUUGGUUGAUACCACCCAAGCUUACCAAUCUUCAACACAAAUGGAUAUUCAUACAGCGACACUCAACAAACAAUUAA
Molecule: messenger RNA, 897 nt
Organism: Acytostelium subglobosum LB1
Lineage: Eukaryota; Evosea; Eumycetozoa; Acytosteliales; Acytosteliaceae
Exons: 3
Coding region: 1-897 (298 amino acids)
Source: RefSeq, a predicted model, not a curated record